Endocarpon pusillum Z07020 is the source of this 2100-nucleotide messenger RNA. RefSeq lists its product as uncharacterized. The transcript has a single exon. Lineage: Eukaryota; Fungi; Ascomycota; Eurotiomycetes; Verrucariales; Verrucariaceae. The record is from RefSeq and is a predicted model, not a curated record. Bases 1 to 2100 code for a protein of 699 amino acids. Gene Ontology annotation, cellular component: cytosol. Gene Ontology annotation, molecular function: acetoacetate-CoA ligase activity. Gene Ontology annotation, biological process: lipid metabolic process.
AUGACCCUGGAUUCGCAACUAUCAGAUCUGGGUAUGGAGACCCCGUGCUUCCUUGAGAGCAGGGAGUUGUGGCGGCACUCACAUCCCGAGCAGACCCAGAUAUAUGCGUUCCAACAACACAUCGAGAAGAAAUAUGGCCUCUCCUUUUGUAGAUACAAGGAUUUCCACCAAUGGAGUGUGUCAAACCCAGCGUCGUUCUGGGAGGAGGUGUUGCACUGGACUGGUGUUAAACUGAAUGAGCCAUACUCGUCCAUUUUCGAACCUUCAGCGCCGAUGUUUCCUCGACCUCAGUUCUUCCCUGGCUGUACGAUGAACUUUGCGGAAAACUUGUUGUAUCCUUCUACGAACCCUGAUCCGGAGUCUAUGGCGGUAAUUGGUGCCACCGAGACGACUAGAGAGUAUGUUUCAUGGGCCUCACUUCGAGAACGAGUACGUCAGUGUGCCAAUGCGAUGCGUGCCCAUGGGCUCUGCAAAGGAGACCGUGUGGCAUGUUAUCUUGCAAAUCACGCGAAUGCGCUGAUAGUCAUGCUUGCUGCGACGUCGAUAGGUGCCAUCUGGACAGGAAUCUCCUCGGACUCGGGUGUCAGUGCGGUUCUUGAUAGGUUGGUUCAGAUCGAGCCCAUCCUCCUCUUCGCCGACAACGCUGUACAGUAUAACGCGAAGACGCAUGAGACCCAAGGGAAGAUUUCUCAGAUUGUCCCAUCUUUACCUAGUCUCAGAGCUGUCAUCAUCUUCAACACCGUCCCCUCUUGUCCCUUCGAUCUCGGCUCCACUGUGAAGGGUCCAUCCCCUGUCACCAUACCAUAUGGUACUUUUCUUUCAAGCCCUUUGUCAAACGCGCCCAUGGAAUUCGUACCCCUACCACCAGACCACCCUAUUUACAUAUUGUACUCAUCGGGUACGACGGGGUCUCCAAAACCAAUCGUCCAUUCGUCCCUUGGUGUCCUGCUUCAGCAUAAGAAGGAGCAUGCCCUACACUGCAACAUAGGCGUGGGAGACAGGUCAUUCUAUUACACAACGAUUACCUGGAUGAUGGCUCAUUGGCUGUAUUCGGCCCUGAGCCUCGGAUCAACUGUGAUAUUGUAUGACGGUUCCCCUUUCCAGCCACAUGGCCAGAUGAGUUUGCCACUAUUGAUCGAUGAGCUAAAGAUCAAUCAUUUUGGAACUUCCGCAAAAUAUCUUUCCGUCCUUGAACAGUCGAAUCUCUUACCAAAGCAAUCCAUUCCACCUGCGCAUCUUCCAUCUCUCCGCUCCAUCUUCUCCACAGGAUCUCCCUUGGCCCCAUCUACCUUCGAAUAUACAUACCGAGCCUUUGGGCCAGACGUCCUUCUGGGCUCAAUUACAGGCGGCACCGAUAUCCUCUCCCUCUUUGGCGCGCCAAAUCCUCUUUUGCCCGUGCACGCGGGCGAGAUUCAAUGUAUCGGCCUCGGCAUGUCCGUCCGCUGCUACGACUCUACCACAGGCCGCGACAUCACAGAGACUGGUGAACCAGGUGAGUUGAUCUGUGACGUACCGUUUCCAUGCCAGCCCUGUAUGUUCUGGCCUCCUGGUCCAGAAGGAGAGAAGAAAUACAGAAGCAGCUACUUUGACGCAUUUGAGAAGGAUGGUGGCCGGAAAGGGGAGCGGGUCUGGUGUCACGGUGAUUUCGUCCGCUUCAACCCCACUACGGGCGGAAUGUGGAUGCUGGGCCGCAGUGAUGGAGUGCUCAAGCCUGGUGGCGUCCGGUUCGGGUCAUCCGAAAUUUACAACAUUAUCUUGAAGUACUUCAGCGAAGAGGUCGAGGACUCGCUGUGUAUUGGCAGAAGACGAGAGAAAGACAAAGAUGAAACCGUGGUCCUAUUUCUACAGAUGGCAGAAGGAAAGCCAUUCAAUGAUCAACUGGUUCAAAAGGUGAAAGAUUAUAUUAGAAAGGACUUGAGUGGACGACAUGUACCUGGCUUCAUUGAGGAGACGCCAGCUAUCCCAGUUACGGUAAACGGAAAGAAGGUUGAAGGAGCAGUGAAGCAGAUUCUUUCUGGCAUGAACAUCAAGAACAGUGCAAGUGUGGCCAACAAGGAAUGUCUGGAAUUUUACAAAGAGUGGGCGGCGAAGCAUGAUUGA